Colletotrichum chrysophilum is the source of this 459-nucleotide messenger RNA. RefSeq lists its product as uncharacterized. The transcript has 2 exons. NCBI's taxonomy places the organism in Eukaryota, Fungi, Ascomycota, Sordariomycetes, Glomerellales, Glomerellaceae. Gene Ontology annotation, molecular function: uroporphyrinogen decarboxylase activity. Gene Ontology annotation, biological process: heme biosynthetic process. Gene Ontology annotation, cellular component: cytosol. The record is from RefSeq and is a predicted model, not a curated record. Bases 1 to 459 code for a protein of 152 amino acids.
AUGGUCUUUGACUCGUGGGCUGGCGAGCUCGGCCCGGCUGCCUUUGAGGAGUUCAGCAAGCCUUACCUCUCCUACAUCUCCGCGAACCUCCCCAAGAAGCUGCAGGAGAUGAACCUCGAGCGCGUGCCCAUGACUGUCUUCCCCAAGGGCUGCUGGCAUGCCCUCAACACGGUCUGCGACAUCGGCUACGACGUCGUCGGUCUCGACUGGAUGCAGAGCCCUGCCGACGCCGUCAAGAUUCGUGGCGACAGACACAUCACAUUCCAGGGCAACGCCGACCCCGGCGUCCUCUACGGCACCCACGAGAACAUCACCAAGGCGGUCGAGGAAAUGGUCAAUGGCUUCUGGGGCCAGAAGAAGGGGUGGAUUGCCAACCUCGGACACGGCAUCACUCCGGGUGUCAACCCCGAGGACCUCAGAUUCUACUUGUCUGAGAUCCACCGUCUGACGAAGAACUAA